AUGUCUGAUGCUAAAUUUGUGAAUGUGCCUCUUGCUUUCCACUUUGUGUUAAAUAAGAAUCAGUAUCCUAAGACUGAAACUGAAAUAACUGAAAUGAAGAAUGUGCCUUAUUCCAAUGCUAUAGGGGCUGUUAUGUAUCUCAUGAUUAGUAUUAUGCCUGAUGUUGCAUAUACAGUUAGUUGCUUGAGUAGUUUUAUGUAUAACCCUCGUACUAAGUUGGUUGGUUAUGUGGAUUCCAAUUAUGCUAAUGAUAGGGAUAAUAGAAAGUCUAUUACUUCCUGUGUGUUUACUUUGUGUGGCUCUUGCAUAAGUUGGAAGUCUCAACUUCAGCCCAUUGUUGCUUUAUCUACUACAGAAUCUGAGUAUAUAGUUGUCACUGAAACUUUUAAGGAAGCAAUUUGGCUUAUGGCUGUUUUGUCUGAAAUUGGUUUUCUUGACAAUAAUGUGGUUGUGUUUUCUGAUAGUAAAUCUUCUAUUCAACUCUGGAAAGCUCUCUUUAAGGUUCGUCCUUUGUGGGCAUGGCAAGCUUUAUGA
Messenger RNA from Impatiens glandulifera, 534 nucleotides. Its product is annotated as secreted RxLR effector protein 161-like. The transcript has 3 exons. Lineage: Eukaryota; Viridiplantae; Streptophyta; Magnoliopsida; Ericales; Balsaminaceae. Bases 1 to 534 code for a protein of 177 amino acids. The record is from RefSeq and is a predicted model, not a curated record.